CAAGUAACUAUAUCUGCAUCUAGCUUGAGAAAAUGCACCGCCUAACAAUAUUUUCCCCAUUUAUCUAUCUAUAAAAUGCAUCUCCCACCUGAACUUGCAUUGGGAAAGCGUUAACUUAACCCGACCCGACCCGAACUGACCUAACCCAUCGAUCAGGUGAUCGACGGGGGGCGGGGUCACCAUCAUUAGGCGGUUCGUUCGUGCCCGGCGGAUUAAUUUCGGCGGCUGAUCCAAUUAUGGACCAGCUUUUUCACAUAUUUUUCCACUGGACUCAUUUGCAUUUGCCAGCCGACGAUGCGUUUUUGUUUUUGGACUGCCUCGAUUCCAGAGGUUUUUGGCUUGGGUUAGUGGUUAAAACAGUGGUGGGCAGGUCGAUGACGAAAGCAAGUUCAGGUUCAGCGAUUGAUACAAAUGGAUGGAGCAUGGAGCAAUCCGGCUGCUAUAUAAGCCGUGCUCCGCUUGGAGUGGAUCAUCAGUUGGCUUCCUCAUCUGCUACGUGAAGUUCCACAGUUUUCAACCCCCAAGCAAGAAACUUCCAGCAAUGAAGAUCUUUGUGUGUGUCCUGGCUGCUUUGGUUGCCACCUCGUCGGCUGGCUUCAUCGGUGGAUCCGGCGGUGGUGGUGGCGGUGGCGGUGGCUACAGCUAUGGAAUCGGUUCUGGAGGAGGUGGUGGUGGUCACCAGGAGGUGAAGACCAUCCAGGUGAUCCACCAGGAGGGAGGCGGCUACUCUGGCGGCGGUCAUGGUGGCUACUCCGGCGGUGGUCACCAGGAGGUGAAGACUGUGAAGGUCAUCCAUGAGGAAGGACAUGGCGGUGGCUUCUCCGGUCACGGACAUGGACAUGGCGGCCACGAGGAGGUCAAGCUGGUUAAGGUCAUCCACGAGGAGGGCGGUCACGGUCACGGACAUGGUGGUGGUUACUCCCAUGGCGGUCACCAGGAGGUCAAGACCGUGAAGGUCAUCCAUGAGGAGGGACAUGGCGGUGGCUUCUCUGGUCAUGGACAUGGACAUGGUGGUCACGAGGAGGUUAAGCUGGUCAAGGUCAUCCACGAGGAGGGCGGUCACGGUCACGGACAUGGCGGUGGUUACUCCCAUGGCGGAUUUUCCGGUGGUCACCAGGAGGUUAAGACUGUUAAGGUGAUCCACCAGGAGGCCGGCGGUCAUGGAGGCUACUCCGGUGGCUACUCCGGCGGUCAUGGCGGCUACUCUGGCGGCGGUCACCAGGAGGUCAAGACCGUUAAGGUCAUCCAUGAGGAGGGACACGGCGGUGGCUUCUCCGGUCAUGGACAUGGACAUGGUGGUCACCAGGAGGUUAAGGUCGUUAAGGUCAUCCACGAGGAGGGCGGUCACAGCCACGGCGGUCACGAUCACGGCCAUGGUCAUGGAGGAUUCGAGGAGGUCAAGACCAUCAAGGUCAUCCACGAGGAGGGUGGCCACGCCCAUGGCCAUGGACCCGCCCCCAUUGCCAUUAGCAACGAGUACCUGCCGCCCAGCAACGAGUACCUGCCCCCCGUUUCCGCUCCCGCCCCCGGAUAUCUGCCUCCCUCCAGCUGGAAGUGAUUCCAUACCAUCUCAUUCCCAUCGAUUCCAUUUCGAUUCGAUUCGAUUCGAGCCAUACUGAUCCUUGAGUCUCGUUAAGUAGUUUUAAGCCUUCUUUUUUUUCCUGCCCAUAUUUUUUUUUUACUGUUGUACCCAUCUUACCUCACUUGUUGAACAAAUAUACCAUCUGUAAAUUAUAAAACUA
Molecule: messenger RNA, 1742 nt
Organism: Drosophila suzukii
Lineage: Eukaryota; Metazoa; Arthropoda; Insecta; Diptera; Drosophilidae
Source: RefSeq, a predicted model, not a curated record